Messenger RNA from Symbiodinium natans, 1395 nucleotides. Lineage: Eukaryota; Dinophyceae; Suessiales; Symbiodiniaceae. The record is from the annotation of a GenBank genome assembly.
AUGCAAGCGUUCAUUAUUGCCUUUGAAGCUUCCAAUCCAAGACCCAUGCGUACCUGCGCCAUUUGCAGCGCUAUGGGCUGUUUGCAAGGUGCUGCUGCCAAUGCAGGCCGUAUCGGGGACAUUGCCUGCGAUCUGCCAGAGUUGGAUUUCACCAGCUCGACACGUGAAUCAUCGCUCAAACAGUUUCAGGACCUGUACCUCGGCCGAGCAGCCGUCGUUCUUCGAGGCCGCGCCUCGGGGUCUGCGUGGCAGCACCUGCGCCGACUUUGGGCGCGGCAGCGCCUUUUCGCCAAGCAUGGUACGCAUCCUGUGCGGCCUAGUGACCUGCAUCGAGGCUGUGGUCUGGCGUUACGGGCGCAGAAGAAGAGGACUUCUGUGAUGCACUCGGCCAUGGCGCCGGGGGGCGGCUGCUGCUAUUUGCAGCCCCACCACGAAGUUCCUUUGGAAGCUCGUGCUCACUUACAAGUUCCGGAUGAGCUGCGAGAUUUGCGAUUGCACGGCCCAAGCGUCAGCAUUGGUGGAAGAGGUUCCACGGCGGUGUUGCACAGGCAUGAAGAAGCCUGGAUGGUGCAGGUUUAUGGUCUGAAGUUGUGGCUGGUCGGAUCCGCAGGCGGCGAGCUUGCAGCCGAUACCUUGGCACAGCCCUGCCGCUACAAGAGGUACAGGACUAACGCAGCCGGAAGAAUUGAAGUUCAAACUGCGGAUGGUCCAUUGCAACUGCGGCGUUGUGUGACUGGGCCAACAGACGUCAUGUACAUACCCGAUCGCUGGGCGCAUGCGACGUGUGGCCUGAGCAAUUUUAACGUUGGCGUUGGCUUUAUUGGAUCCAUCUCCUCACUACCGCCGCUGCAUCGCGCGAGCGUCAUUGGGGAUCUCCCGGGGGCAUUGCAGACUCUGCAAAGUCUGCCGUGGUCCCAAAUGCUAAGACCUGCUGGCCCAGGCAUGUUGAACGAGGACGGCUUGCUUCCCUUGCAGUGGGCCGCCUGGAAUGGCCAUCUUUCACUGGUGAGGCUGCUCCUUCAGGCAGAAGAGGUGGCGGAGAUGGUGGACGGUGCCGGAAGUAUUGGGAGCCUCGAUUUUGGCGCGGCCCACGCGCUGGGAUGGGCCGCGGCACGGGGCCAUGUCCCUGUGGUGGCCUUCCUAGUGCGGCGCGCUGGCCACGCUAGAGAUGAGCAAGGAACUGGGCCGUUACAUUGGGCAGCUGCCACGGGGCACACCUCGGUUUUGCAGCGGCUCCUUGCGCUGAAGGCGGACCCCAACAUGCCCGAUGCCUAUGGAGCACGGCCUGUGCAUUUCUUGGCUGGAGAGGGGCAUGUGCCGGUUCUGAGACUGCUGCUGCCCAGCUCAUACGCAGUCGUGAAAUCGUGGAACCUGCGUCCCCCGUUUAAGCGUUGA